GCUUCGCUCCAACAAUUCAAUCCGAUAACCCAACCACCAUCAUGAAAGCCACCACCCUCCUCCUCGCGCUUUGCGCACAAUUCCUCCCUUCAACCGCUGCAAUUACAGAGCAAAUAGACACAGCAACAAUCUACAUCCAACCCCUCCUCUCCGACUCCGCAUACCCACUAGCCAGUAUAUCUUACAACCCCUCCACCCUCUCUGCCUCCCUCGUAUCCUACGAUCCUCCUACCGAUCUUCUUCCCGAGAUCUCCUCAUCACCAGAAUCGGACUCCGGUAACCCCAAUGAGAAUCUCGCUCGCAUAGGCAUAUUCGAUCCUGCCACCGCUAUCUUCAAAAGCUCCACUUCUCUUCUCUCCUUGACGAAUUUCGAAAAGGGUUAUAGACCGACUAUUCUUUUGACGUUGGAUUCGCAGGGAGCGGUGCUGGGGGUUACGGUUAAGAGUGGUGUUAUAGAUGCGGGUGCUACGAGAGACUUUGCGCCGAAAGUCGAGAUUAGACGGAUCGUUGAGGGGAAGGAACCAGUCUUGGGUCCUAAGGUUGUAUUGAGUAAGGAAGGAAAGCUGGAGAAGGAGGUUCCAGAGAAGACAUUCUUACAGAAGUAUUGGUGGGUUCUUUUGGGAGCAGCAAUGUUGACUCUGACUUCUGGAGGAUCUGAGUAAUAGAUACUACUAGAAACUUGGUAUGGGAAUUAGAGCGAUGUUUUGAGAGUAUACGGGUGCUGGAUAGGUUCGUUAAACAUCGUUCUGGCUGGGAACUUCACGAGACGACAUGGCGAUCAAAUCCCGGCCGACUCCAUGUGAACUUUUCAAAACGACUCGGUAGAAGGUCGCCAAGACGCGCAAAACCGUGUACUAGAGACUCUAGGGCCUUUCCAGGAUUAGAAGGCAAAGAAAUCCCGAGAUAGUUGGCCACGUCGCUGUGUUGUAGAUCAAUGGGUAGCGAGCUCGUCGCUUAAAAGAAACAUUAAUACUCACGGCUCCUUUUGGCAUGUCGGAUAACCCAUUGAUCCGCACAUGUUGGAAAUAGCUUUAUAAUUCAAAAUUACGAUCUACCA
This is a messenger RNA of Botrytis cinerea B05.10, 1057 nucleotides long. RefSeq lists its product as hypothetical. The record is from RefSeq and is a predicted model, not a curated record. Bases 42 to 662 code for a protein of 206 amino acids. Lineage: Eukaryota; Fungi; Ascomycota; Leotiomycetes; Helotiales; Sclerotiniaceae. The transcript is spliced from 2 exons.